Molecule: messenger RNA, 3127 nt
Organism: Cynocephalus volans (Philippine flying lemur)
Lineage: Eukaryota; Metazoa; Chordata; Mammalia; Dermoptera; Cynocephalidae
Gene: STON1
Product: stonin 1
Exons: 4
Coding region: 103-2310 (735 amino acids)
Biological process (GO): regulation of endocytosis; synaptic vesicle endocytosis
Cellular component (GO): clathrin-coated vesicle; synaptic vesicle
Molecular function (GO): clathrin-cargo adaptor activity
Source: RefSeq, a predicted model, not a curated record
CCUCCUCCCGGUGUGGAUGGCGGCGGCCACGGUCGGAUCCCCAGCCGCGCUGCCCAGACAACAUAUCUGAGUCCGUGACAGGACCACAACCUGAUCCCAAAGAUGUGCUCCACCAACCCAGGCAAUUGGGUCACCUUUGAUGAUGACCCCGCUAUUCAAUCUUCUCAAAAGUCAAAGAAUUUCCCCCUGGAGAAUCAAGGUGUCUGUAGACCAAAUGGACUUAAGUUGAACCUUCCUGGCCUCAAGGAAUUUCCCAGUGGGUCUUCCUCUACCAGCAGCACCCCUGUCUCUUCUCCCAUUGUAGACUUCUACUUCAGUCCAGGACCUCCAACUAAUUCUCCUCUUUCUACACCUACCAAAGACUUCCCAGGUAUUCUUGGCAUCCCCAAAGCAGGGACUCAUGUGCUUUAUCCUAUUCCAGAAUCUUCUUCCAACAGCCCACUCACAACACCAGGGGCAGGUUCCUCUUUAUUGCCUACUAAACCAACCUGUUUAUCCCAUGAUUUCUUACCCAGUGACCACUCAUGUACACAUCCAGCUCCCAAAGUAAGUCUUCCAGAUGAAAUUAGCCCUCUCCAGGCUGAAAGCCUAGGGUUCCAAAGUGAUGCCCCUCAAUUUCAGUAUUUUCGGGAGGACUGUGCUUUUUCAAGUCCAUUUUGGAAAGAUGAAGACAGUGCUACCCCGUUCACCUUUGACCCCUCAGGAAGCAGAAAGACUUUGUCAGUGAGGGACAAGGAGAUGCCUAUUGAUCAAAAAAGCCUAAAUAAAUGUUCACUCAACUAUAUUUGUGAGAAGCUUGAACAUCUUCAGUCAGCUGAGAACCAAGACUCACUUGGAAAUUUGUCUAUGCAAUGUCCAUAUGCUGAAGACACGGUCUCUUCCUUUGUCCCCCAUGUGCUCUUCAGGAGUCAGCCAAAAGCUGGAUGGUCUUUCAUGCUGCGAAUUCCUGAGAAGAAGAACAUGAUGUCUUCGCGGCAAUGGGGACCAAUUUUUCUGAAAGUUUUACCUGGAGGAGUUUUGCAAAUGUAUUAUGAGAAGGGGUUAGAGAAACCAUUUAAAGAGUUACAGCUCGAUCCACAUUGCAGGCUUUCUGAACCCAAAGUUGAGAACUUUAGUGUGGCAGGAAAAAUCCAUACUGUGAAGAUUGAGCAUGUGUCUUAUACAGAAAAAAGAAAAUACCAUUCUAAGACAGAAGUAGUUCACGAACCAGACAUAGAACAGAUGCUGAAGUUGGGGUCCACAGAAUACCAUGACUUCCUUGACUUUCUGACUAUUGUGGAAGAGGAGCUGACGAAGCUGCCAGCUGUUUCAAAACCAAAAAAGAACUACGAAGAGCAAGAAAUUUCCUUGGAAAUUAUGGACAACUUUUGGGGUAAAGUCACAAAGGACGAAGGAAAAUUGGUUGAAAGUGCUGUGAUAACUCAAAUCUAUUGCCUUUGCUUUGUGAAUGGAAACAUGGAAUGCUUUUUAACUUUGAAUGACCUUGAGUUGCAGAAGCAAGAUGAAUGCUAUUUCAAAAAAGAUACAGAAAAGAAGGGAAUUGAUAUUCUUGACUACCAUUUUCAUAAGUGCGUGAAAGUUCAAGAAUUUGAGCAAUCAAGAAUCAUUAAGUUCAUACCUCUGGAUGCCUGCCGGUUUGAGCUGAUGCGUUUCAAGACUUUGUAUCACGGGGACGCUCUUCCCUUUUCUGUGAAGUCUGUAGUGGUUGUCCAGGGGGCGUAUGUGGAACUUCAGGCCUUCGUCAACAUGGCCCCAUUGGCUCAGAGACCAUCCCACGCCAGUUCCUUGAGGUCCUGUGACAAUAUAAUGAUACACUUUCCUGUCCCAUCGCAGUGGAUUAAGGCUGUCUGGACCAUGAACCUCCAGAGGCAGAAGUCCCUGAAAGCCAAAAUGAACCGCCGGGCAUGUCUGGGGAGUUUACAUGAACCUGAAUCUGAACCUGUCGUUCAGGUUACUGUGGGGUCAGCAAAAUAUGAGAGUGCCUACCGGGCCGUGGUGUGGAAGAUAGACCGGCUUCCUGAUAAAAACUCAAGUCCUGAUCAGCCCCAUUGUUUAUCAUACAAGCUAGAACUUGGAUCAGACCAAGAAAUUCCCUCCGAUUGGUAUCCAUUUGCUACUGUUCAGUUUUCGAUGCUUGACACCUGUGCCUCAAGGACAGAGGUCAGGUCUCUGGGGGUGGAGAGUGAUGUCCAGCCACAGAAACAUGUUCAUCAGCGAGCUUGCUACAACAUCCAGGUUGAAAUAGAAAAGAAGUGGAUUAAAAUCGAUGGAGAAGACCCAGAUAAAGCCGGUGACUGUGUAACUCAGUAGAAGUAGCAAGAGUAAAUGACAACGACCCACUUGUCCAAUAUGUAAUUCACAGAAACCACACAAAGUUCUGUUACUGUAUAGUGGAAGUGACUUCUGAACAGUGGGCUUAGGACAGGUCCAAUGGCUGUGUUUAGAGAAGUUUAGACCUAAAAUCAAACAAUCUGUAUUUCAUGCUUUUGAUAUGUUUUUACCCUAAGGGGUUUGAUCUAAAAUGUGUCUAUAAUUUGUGUGAUGUUUUGCUUUCUAUUGAAACUCAGUAGCACUGUCAUUUGAUGUGUGACCCGGCAGCCAGUUUGGCUAAAGGGUUUCUGAUUUUUGAUUACUCAUUGGCUGAUUGUUCUGCACUCUGAAUUAUCUAGGUGCUAUAUUUAUUACACACGUCUCUUGCUGUGUUAGAGCCUGUGCCAGAGGGUAAGGCAAUCAAAGGAGACAUGAACUAAAACACUUAAUUUUUGCUCUUGCUCACCUCUCAGAUGUGGCUAUGUAUAGAAUGAUGUUGAAACCACAGGCUAAAGUGGAGAUUUGGCAGUAUCUGUAGUUUUGAGUUAUCUUCUUGUCCUCUUACCCCGUCAGUAAGUAAUCAUUGGCUGUAUUUGGUACCUGUCUAUCCCCCACUGUAUUAUCAUUUUCAAACUGUGUUCGUGUCCUGGUGAUAUGCUUAUUUUAGUACAAGUCACAAGGACAUAUUGCCUUUUGCUUGGUGGGAUUCCUUUCAAAAUGAAAUCCUAGUACUGUAUUGGAUACUAGUUAAAAUAUUUUAUGUACAUUAAAGAUGAAUUUCUAGAGUUCAUGAAUAUUGUUUUCCAAAAGUACAGAC